AUGGAGGCUUGGCAGAUUUUUGGUUUUCUAUUUUUUGUUAUUUUUAAAAGUGGUGCUUCCUUUCCUGUUGCUUCCAAAUUGCAAGAAAAUUCUUUAGACACUCAUCAAAAUAGUGAUUUGAAUACGAAUGUUGCAGAUAUUGAAAAACGUCUUUCGGUUAUAAGAGUUUCAAUCAAUUACAAUAGUAGCAACAAUAAUGAUGUUUCAAUUACUCGCUCAAAUCCUUUAAAAAAAUCAAAUAAUGAUGAAAAUACAAGUGUUUUUGGUGUGUCAAAUGAUCCUGUUGCGAAAAUUAUAAAUAGAACAUUGUCUCAAUUAUUAGAAUCGUCUAGUAGACAGUCAAUGAUGAGGGGAUUUGCUACGUCUGGGCAGAUUGCAAUAAAUUGUCCUUCAAAAACUAGUGGAAUGACAACAUCGACUGUAUUACCAAUAAUAACUGAUGUUCCAACCAUUGUUAACAAUACGACAACAACAAUAGAAGAGGAAUCAUCAACUUCUAAUGACAAUUCAACAACAAAUUUUACAACAGAAGAGGAAUCAUCAACUUCUGAUGACAAUACAAGUGAUUUUACAACAGCAGGAGAAGAAUCAACAACUAUUGAUGACAAUUCAACAAGUGAUUUUACAACAACAGAAGAGGAAUCAUCAACUUCUGAUGAAUAUUCAACAACAAGCGAUCUGCCAAUAACAGAUGACAAUACAACAACAAGUGAUUUUACAACAGCAGAAGAAGAAUCAACAACUAUUGAUGACAAUUCAACAAGUGAUUUCACAACAACAGAAGAGGAAUACACAACUACUGAUGACAAUUCAACAACAGAUUUUACAACAACAGAAGAGGAAUCAUCAACUUCUGAUGACAAUUCAACAAGUGAUUUCACAACAACAGAAGAGGAAUACACAACUACUGAUGACAAUUCAACAACAGAUUUUACAACAACAGAAGAGGAAUCAUCAACUUCUGAUGACAAUUCAACAAAUGAUUUUACAACAACUGAAGGGGAAUCAUCAACUUCUGAUGACAAUUCAAGUGAUUUCAAAACAACAGAAGAGGAAUACAUAACUACUGAUGACAAUUCAACAACAGAUUUUACAACAACAGAAGAGGAAUCAUCAACUUCUGAUGACAAUUCAACAAGUGAUUUCACAACAACAGAAGAGGAAUACACAACUACUGAUGACAAUUCAACAACAGAUUUUACAACAACAGAAGAGGAAUCAUCAACUUCUGAUGACAAUUCAACAAAUGAUUUUACAACAGAAAAGGAAUCAUCAACUUCUGAUGACAAUUCAAGUGAUUUUACAACAGCAGGAGAGGAAACAACAACUAUUGAUGACAAUUCAACAAAUGAUUUUACAACAACUGAAAGGGAAUCAUCAACUUCUGAUGACAAUUCAAGUGAUUUUACAACAACAGAAAAGGAAUCAACAACUAUUGAUGACAAUUCAACCAGUAAUUUUACAACAACAGAAGAGGAAUCAGCAACUACUAGUGACUAUUCAACAACAACUGAUUUGCCUAUAAUAAAUCAAACAACUGAUCACCCAACAACUGAAAACAAUACAACAAUAACCGAUUCACCAACAUCUGACUCUACAAUAAUUGAACCCGGUUCAUUAAUUCCAAGUGUCAGCAAUAUAUCAAUAAUUGAAAUUAACAUUAAUUAUAUUAAAAGUAAUAACAAUAGUGUAAUUAUUGACGUUUAG
Messenger RNA from Leptopilina boulardi, 1707 nucleotides. RefSeq lists its product as uncharacterized. The transcript has a single exon. The coding region runs from base 1 to 1707 and encodes 568 amino acids. The record is from RefSeq and is a predicted model, not a curated record. NCBI's taxonomy places the organism in Eukaryota, Metazoa, Arthropoda, Insecta, Hymenoptera, Figitidae.